Molecule: messenger RNA, 3062 nt
Organism: Heteronotia binoei (common prickly gecko)
Lineage: Eukaryota; Metazoa; Chordata; Lepidosauria; Squamata; Gekkonidae
Product: centrosomal protein of 83 kDa-like
Exons: 16
Coding region: 306-2408 (700 amino acids)
Cellular component (GO): centrosome
Source: RefSeq, a predicted model, not a curated record
GUGCCGCGGCCGGCAGGUGAGGGGGAAGCAGGAGGAGAAGGGCGGGAAUAGCCGGCCAGGUCGCGGGUCGUCGAAGAAGCCCCGCGGCCCUUGGUCCCCGCUGAAGCUCGGGGGGAUCUUGGGGUCUGCGGAUCUCGUGGAGGGGGCUCGGGCCAGUGCGCGUGCGCGGCGGGAGGAAGCGCGAGCCAGGUGCCAGGUAAUUUGGCCUCUGGGGAUGCCCUUAAGGGAGAGAACAGCCUCUGUGACGGUGGCAGGCUUGGGCCGACAGCAUUUGUACCCGAUUGUCGUCUCAGCGCUUCAUCAGAAUGGACGCUCUGCCGAACUUUGUCCCUCCAGCGGGCGGACGGGGCGAUCUCGUCGACCCACAAGUAGAAUUGCAAAAAUUGUUAAUUGAUGAAAGGAUGCGAUGCGAACAUCAUAAAAGCAAUUACCAAACUCUAAAGGCAGAGCAUACAAGGCUACAGAACGAAUACAUAAGAUCACAAAAUGAGCUCAAGCAGCUGCUGGAGGAAAAGCAAACUGUUCACGACAAAUUUCAGGUUCUGCUUGCCGAAUUUCGAGAGGAAUUGCUGAAUAAAACGAAAGAAGUAGAGGAAUUAAAGACACAGGUGAUAACUCCACAAAAACUGGAAUUACUGAAAGCACAAAUACAGCAUGAUUUAGAAACACCUAUGAGAGAACGCUUUCGGAAGCUGGAAGAGGAAGGAGAAAAAUACAGAACGGAAUAUAACAAACUUCGUUACGAACAUGCUUUUCUCAAAUCCGAAUUUGAGCACCAGAGAGAAGAGCAUGGCCGCAUUUUGGAAGAGAGAAAAAUAAAAUACGAGUCUGAGGUAGCAAGACUGGAGAAAGACAAAGAAGAUUUGCAUGGCCAGCUUCUUAGUGUCGAUUCUUCAAGAGACAACAAGCAAGUGGAAGCGCUGCUGAGAGAAAAGGCCCAGCUGGUCCAGAAAGUAAAGGUGUUGGAAGCUGAAGUGGCAGAACUUCGAGCCCAGAAAGAAAACUCCGGCAUGCAAGCGGAAAAUGUCCAAAGGAUACAAGUACGUCAGUUAGCCGAGAUGCAGGCUGUGGUGAGAUCCCUGGAGGCGGAGAAACAGUCAGUGAAGCUGCAGCUGGAGCGCGUUGAAAAAGAACUGCUGCUGAGUAACGAGCAAAACGCAGCCUUAACCAGCAAGCUGCAUAAAGCAGAACGGGAGAUUGGUGCUUUGACUACAAAAGCUGAAGAAGUGAAGCACGCAAACAGGUUGGAAAUAACAAACGUCAAGCUGGAAGCCGCACGAGCCAGGAGUGAGAUUGAAAGAGAAAGAAACAAACUUCAGACCGAAAUAGACGAGUUACGCUCCGAUAAUGAAAUAUUGAAGACGACGUUAGAGCGGCACAAAGUGCUUUUAAUGGAAAAGGAUCGGGAGUUGGUGCGCAAAGUACAAGCCGCAAAGGAAGACGGUUUCCAGAAGCUUGCAGCAUUUCAGGAGGAAAAACUAGAACUUGAAACCAAAUUGGCAGAAAUGGAGAAAAACAAAAUGGAGCAAGACUGCGAGAGGCAACUGGAAAGGGAUCAAUAUGAAAAGAAAAUCUCUUCUCUGCAAUUGGCAGAGGAGUCCAGCAGGAGGGAAAUUCAGAACCUUAGGCUGAAGCUUCAACAGCAAGUCAUUAAUUCCGAAGGGCUGGAAAAAGAGAGAAGCGACAAUGCUCACCUCAAGCAGCACAUCCAAGAGUUGCAGCUCCGCGUGGCUUCGCUUUCGCAGUCAGAGCAGGACUUCCUGGAUUCCAAUCAGAAACUCAAAGAAAUGCUGGAAAGGUUAAAAAACGAAUGCCAGAAUGCCAGAAGUCAAGCAGAGAGGGCUCAGUUAGAGGCAGCGAGGAAUAUAGAAGACAAGCGUGUGGAGUGGAUGGAGGAGAAACAUAAACUCGUUCAGCGCGUCACAAAGGCAGAAGAAACCUACGACCAGAUGAGACAGAAAUUACACCGGGCAUCAGUUGUUCAGAAAAAGAGAAAGACACUGAACGACAAUAAGCAAAAGAAACUGCUGGAGAAGAUAGAGCUCUUAGAAGCCAAGAAAGAAGAGCUGGAAAUUGAAAAACAGGUGUUGAACAGACAGAACGUUCCUUUUGAAGAACACAUCCGGCUUCAGAAAAGGCUAAAAGACUUGCAGCGCAGACACAACGAAUUCCGCCAAUUGAUUCUGUAUCCCAGCAUCCCAACCCAGAACCCCAUCACUUCAUUGUCAUCCACUGUUGUCCCCAGGCCCGAGGCAUCCUUCUAUCAUCUCCAAGAGGAACAGCAUCAAAGAGAACUUUCUCUGCUCCGCAAACGCCUGGAAGAACUGGAGACCACACAGAGAAAACAGCUGGAAGCGCUCGGUGCCUCUACCGACCGUGUUAGAUCAGUAGCAAGUUCAGACUCUUGAUACGUAUGUUGGAAAAGGAUGGUCCACCACCUGGGAACACUAAAUCUGCUCCAACACUAAACGAUUAAGCAUUAGAUGCACAUUCUCCCUUGCCAAAAGCAUUCACACAAUGUGCCUUGAAUGAAAUACUGAAGUAUAUCCUUUGUUGUUUUGUAACAUUUUGAACUAAAAAGUUAAUUUCAACCAAUACAGUCAUGCAAAAUAAAAAUAACUUGAAGAAAAUAUCUUCUAAAUUCAGAUUAUAAGGCUUAUAAUCAAAUUUAAGGUUAUACGUUGUGCUAAAACUUUUUCUAAUAAUGUUUGUAUGCAAAAAUUCCUUGUAAAAUCUUUUGUUUUAUAUAUAUAUAUAUAUAUAUAUCCAUUUUUCAUUAAUAGAUUACUGUGAUUUGGAAGUGGGCAGCAGCAGUCCAUGCAGACUAGAAAAGGAGGUGGAAUUUUGGGAUCACUAAUUUUAUAUAACAUAAUACUUGAUUAUUUGCACUUUAACGUGACAUUAUGGGUUACUGAAAGUGAUUGUUUGCACUUUAAUAUGACAUUAUGGGACACUGAGAGAAAAAAACAAGUCCUUCAGCUAUCAUAAAUGAAGUAUGAAUAUUUACCUUUUUUACAGAGAUAUUUGUAUGCUGUGCAAAUAAAUGUUUUUAACAAUGAUCA